This is a messenger RNA of Oryzias melastigma (Indian medaka), 1463 nucleotides long. It is a transcript of the gene arpc2, whose product is annotated as actin related protein 2/3 complex, subunit 2. Bases 159 to 1058 code for a protein of 299 amino acids. NCBI's taxonomy places the organism in Eukaryota, Metazoa, Chordata, Actinopteri, Beloniformes, Adrianichthyidae. The record is from RefSeq and is a predicted model, not a curated record. Gene Ontology annotation, molecular function: actin filament binding; structural constituent of cytoskeleton. Gene Ontology annotation, biological process: actin filament polymerization; Arp2/3 complex-mediated actin nucleation. Gene Ontology annotation, cellular component: actin cytoskeleton; Arp2/3 protein complex. The transcript is spliced from 10 exons.
GGGGUCCUGAUGAUUCUGUUCGCGGAAGCUGCGGGCGGAAGUAGCUCGGACGGUGUCGUUUGUGAAAGGAGGGGGAAAACUGCAGGAUUUGACUCAAAAUUCGACCAAAUAGCUGAUUUUCUUUCCCCUCGUCCUUGUCGUCACCGGCGUGAGCAGCAAUGAUCCUGUUAGAAAUCAACAACCGCAUCAUAGAAGAGACGCUGACGCUAAAGUUUGACGGCGCAUCAAACGGAACCAAACCAGAAGCUGUUGAUGUGACUUUUGCAGAUUUUGAUGGGGUCUUGUACCACAUCUCCAACCCCAAUGGGGAUAAGACCAAAGUGAUGGUCAGCAUCUCCCUGAAGUUCUACAAGGAGCUGCAGGAGCACGGAGCUGACGAGCUCCUCAAGAGGGUGUAUGGGAACUUCCUGGUUUCAACAGAAGCCGGCUACAACGUGUCUCUGCUCUACGACCUGGAAGCUCUACCUGCCAACAAAGAGGACGUGGUCCACCAGGCAGGGAUGCUGAAGAGGAACUGCUUCGCCUCUGUGUUCGAGAAGUACUUCAAGUUCCAGGAAGAGGGCAAAGACGGCGAGAAGAGGGCUGUGGUGCACUACCGAGACGACGAGUCCAUGUAUGUAGAAGCCAAAAAAGACCGAGUGACCGUGGUGUUCAGCACCGUGUUCAAAGACGACGACGAUGUCAUUAUCGGGAAGGUCUUCAUGCAGGAGUUCAAGGAGGGCCGGAGAGCCAGCCACACGGCCCCCCAGGUGCUCUUCAGCCACAGGGAGCCUCCUCUGGAGCUGAAGGACACGGACGCUGCCGUCGGGGACAACAUUGGAUACAUCACCUUUGUGCUGUUCCCUCGCCACACCAACGCCAACGCCAGAGACAACACCAUCAACCUCAUCCACACCUUCAGGGACUACCUGCACUACCACAUAAAGUGCUCCAAGGCCUACAUUCACACCCGCAUGAGGGCCAAAACCUCCGAUUUCCUGAAGGUGCUGAACCGGGCUCGACCCGACGCAGAGAAGAAGGAGAUGAAAACCAUAACUGGGAAAACCUUUUCCCGUUAACGCCGGCCCAAAUAUUUGGCAGUGAAGCUCAAGGUGCCGUCGGACUCCAGGACUCCUCCAAACGUUUCCUCCCAGCAGCCUCCAUUCCCUCCUCUGUUUGAAGCUCCAUCAUGUUAACGCCACAUGGAAAAAGGCUCAACAAAAAUGGAAAAAAGGGCAUUUUUUUUGCUUUGCUUAGCUAAAGAGAAUUAUUAGUCAUAAAUAGAUUAUAAAUAUAUAUAUAUAUAUAUAUAUGAACAAAACGAAUGACAUUUUUGAUACGAUAUUCUCCUCCAUUUGGUACUGGCUCGCCCUUCAGCCCUGAGCACUCGGUGUCCAUGUGUCGGAUGAUUUCAGCCCCGUUUCCUCUCUGUGCUUUCAUGUCGUCUGAACUGUUGGUCCAAAAUAAAUCUGAACAAAACGCUG